AUGCAGCAAAAAAAAAUAUCAGCCGAUACGGGGGACACAAAUGGGAGCCAAGCUGAAGCUAAUAGAACCAACUUUUUCCAAGAGGAUACUGUGGAACUUAUGAAAACAAUAGAAGUACAUUCAUCUAAUAAAGGACAACAUACGAAUCAUACUACAAAAGAAAAAAUAUUAAAAUGUGAAAUUUGUGAACGCACACUGGGGAAAAACCUUACAAGUGUGAAAUUUUGUUUUAAGCAGUUUAGCGAAGCAAAAACUUUGAAAAAACAUUUACUGGUGCACACUGGGGAAAAACCUUACAAGUGUGAAAUUUGUUUUAAGCAAUUUACCGAAGCAAAAACUUUGAAAAAACAUUUACUAGUGCACACUGGAGAAAAGCCUUACAAGUGUGAAAUUUGUUUUAAGCAGUUUAGAACAGCACGAUCUUUAAAAGGGCACAUAAGAACGCACACUGGGGAAAAACCUUACAAGUGUGAAAUUUGUUUUAAACAGUUUACUCUAGAAGGUACUUUUAAAGAUCAUGUCAGAUUACACACUGGAGAAAAGCCUCACAAGUGUGAAAUUUGUUUCAAGCGGUUUACCCAAGGUGGUACUUUAAGAAAACAUUUGAGACUGCACACUGGGGAAAAACCUUAUAAGUGUGACAUUUGUUUUAGGCAAUUUCGCGCAGCACACUCUUUAAAACAGCAUUUAAAAACGCACUCUGAAGUAAGACACACGCCUUACAAGUGUGAAAUUUGUUUUAAGCAGUUUAACCAAACCUUUGCUUUGAAAACACAUUUUAGAGUGCACACUGGAGAAAAGCCUUACCAGUGUGAAAUUUGUUUAAAGAGGUUUAUUAAAAUAGGGGAUAAGCAAAUACAUUUGAGAGAACAUACAGGAGCAAAGCCUUAUAAGUGUGAAAUUUGUUUUAAGUCAUUUCGUAUUUUAGCAGGUUUAAAAAUUCAUUUAAAACGACACACUGGAGAAAUGCCCCACGAGUGUCAAAUUUGUUUAAAGAGGUUUGUUGAAAUGGGGGGUUUGAGAAGACAUUUCAGAACACAUACAGGAGAAAAACCUUACAAGUGUGAAGUUUGUUUCAAACAGUUUAGUCAAAAAUUCAAGGUGAAAGUACAUAUGAGAACACAUACUGGAGAAAAGCCUUACAAGUGUGAAGUUUGUUUCAAACAAUUUAGAUUUAGCAAUAUUUUGAAAACGCAUUUGAGUAUACACACUAGAAAAGCCGUAAAAGUGUGAAAUUUGUUAUAAGCAGUUUAUUUCAGCAACUAUUUUGAAAUGUACAUAGAUUAGACAUAUAAGAUUGUAUAUACACUGUAAAAAACUCUGUAUGCAAUUUGCUUUUUUCCCAUAAAAAUAAUUUGAACAAA
Messenger RNA from Diabrotica virgifera virgifera (western corn rootworm), 1364 nucleotides. RefSeq names its product zinc finger protein 626-like. The transcript is spliced from 3 exons. The coding region runs from base 1 to 1233 and encodes 410 amino acids. The record is from RefSeq and is a predicted model, not a curated record. Gene Ontology annotation, biological process: regulation of cytokine production; regulation of immune system process; negative regulation of transcription by RNA polymerase II. Lineage: Eukaryota; Metazoa; Arthropoda; Insecta; Coleoptera; Chrysomelidae.